GGCUCCUUCCUGUGCAAACUUUUCUGUCCUCUUCCUCCUCCCGCCCUCCGCACCGGCUCCUCGGCUCCUCGGCGCCCGGCGUCCACCUCCCCGCCCUUCUCUGCCUCCGGGUCGCGGUGCGCGGGGCACAGCAGGGCAGCAGCGGGCAGCGCAGCCCUCGGCGCCGGCCGCACCCCGUGCUUCGGCCCCGCCGCGGGGAGCCGAUGGCCGAGGCGGGUUGGCGCCCCGCGGGGUUCCCGGUCAAUCCGGCCGGACAGGCGGUGGCGGUCCCAGUCCCCGAGUCCGAGGCGCCCGCCCCGCCGCCGGCGCCUGCCCUGCAGUGGCUGCCCGGGGACCCAAGCCCCCGCGGCCGAUCGCAGAGCGACCUCUCGUCGUCCUCAAGCAGGGGCCGCCCACUCCGGGUCCACAUCUCCGGCUCAGUUGAUGGACUGGACAAAGCUUCUGUAGCAAACUCAGAUGGCCCCACAGCAGGUUCCCAAACACCUCCCUUCAAGAGAAAGGGGAAACUAUCCACCAUUGGUAAAAUCUUUAAGCCUUGGAAAUGGAGGAAAAAGAAGACCAGCGACAAAUUUAGAGAAACCUCAGCAGUAUUAGAAAGGAAGAUAUCCACACGACAAAGUAGAGAGGAGCUGAUAAGAAGGGGAGUUCUUAAGGAAUUACCUGAUCAAGAUGGAGAUGUAACAGUUAACUUUGAAAAUUCAAACGGGCACAUGAUACCCAUCGGAGAGGAAUCUACCCGAGAGGAAAAUGUAGUAAAGUCUGAAGAAGGUAAUGGCCCUGUUUCUGAAAAAACACCACCUCUGGAGGAAAAGGCAGAAGAUAAGAAAGAGAACACUGAAAACCACUCUGAAAUACCGGCAGCUCCUGCUCUACCUCCUUCUGCUCCUCCUAAGCCUAGACCCAAACCUAAACCCAAAAAAUCACCUGUGCCUCCGAAAGGGGCCACUGCUGGGGCCAGCCACAAAGGUGACGAAGUGCCUCCCAUUAAAAAAAAUACCAAGGCUCCUGGUAAGCAGGCCCCCGACCCUCCACCCAAGCCAACAAGCCGAAACACGACCCGAGAGGCUGCUGGCUCCUCUCAUUCAAAAAAAACAACUGGCUCUAAAGCAUCAACUUCGCCAUCCACUUCAUCCACCUCAUCUCGUCCCAAAGCUUCAAAGGAGACAGUUGCUAGCAAAACAGGGACAGUGGGGACCACCAAGGGCAAGAAAAAAACUGGCAAGCAGCCAACGACUUCUCGUCUGUCCUCAGACACAACCACUUCUGGCAUAGCCGACCUUAAAGGAGAGCCUUCAGAGACCAGAGUGGAGAGUCUCAAACUCCAACAGACUGUCCCUGGAGCUGAGGAGCAGAACACAGGCAAAUCCAAGUCCGUGGUCCCUCCACCCCCUGUGGCUCCAGCACCUUCUCCUCCGGUCCCCACUCUCCCUCUUGAGGAUCAGUGCAUUACUGCCUCUGACACUCCAGUUGUCCUGGUCAGCGUUGGAGCUGACCUGCCCGUCUCUGCCUUAGACCCAAGUCAGCUUCUUUGGGCUGAAGAGCCAACAAACAGAACCACUCUCUACUCAGGCACUGGCUUAAGUGUUAACAGAGAAAAUGCAAAAUGUUUCACAACCAAAGAGGAGCCGGGGAAGACAGUGCCUCAGCUACUGACUCCUGGUCUGAUGGGUGAAUCUUCAGAAUCCUUUAGUGCCUCAGAAGAUGAAGGCCACAGGGAAUACCAAGCCAAUGAUUCUGACUCGGACGGGCCUGUCUUGUACACUGACGAUGAGGAUGAAGACGAAGAUGAGGAUGGCAGUGGAGAAAGUGCUUUGGCAAGUAAAAUACGCCGGAGGGAUACUCUUGCUAUCAAACUUGGCAACAGACCAUCUAAGAAAGAAUUAGAGGACAAAAACAUCUUGCAGCGUACAUCCGAAGAAGAGAGGCACGAAAUCCGACAACAAAUUGGAACCAAGUUAGUCAGGAGGCUGAGCCAGAGGCCCACAACUGAAGAAUUAGAGCAAAGAAACAUCCUAAAACAAAAGAAUGAAGAAGAGGAACAAGAAGCAAAAAUGGAACUUAAACGCAGACUCAGCAGAAAGCUCAGUCUGAGACCCACAGUGGCAGAGCUACAAGCUCGAAGGAUCCUGCGAUUUAACGAGUAUGUAGAAGUCACAGAUUCUCCUGACUAUGACCGCCGAGCAGACAAGCCCUGGGCCAGGUUAACACCUGCAGACAAGGCAGCAAUAAGGAAAGAACUAAAUGAAUUUAAAAGCACAGAAAUGGAAGUUCAUGAAGAGAGUCGACAGUUUACAAGGUUUCAUCGUCCAUAACGAAGUGCGAGACUAUUUGGAAACAGAGACUGAUCAUCUUUGGGGGAAGCCCUGCUUCCUGAAAACCUGGUAUUGCACUGGGAUUUGAAUGUGUGUGUUUCCGUUUAACUUGUGGUGAAGGAAGUGUGUGACUCAGCUUGGUUGGGAAGUGCUCCUCACCUGUGCGGUCCAGAUGGCUCCAACAAGCAAAGGGAAGGAUGCAGUGACUCUUGCUGCCCAGAAUGCACAGCGAUGGUAAGAGACACCGUGGAUAGUCUUCAUCAGAAGCUUUAAUCAAAGAAGAUGAGCAGAAGACAAUCGCUGGUUCCCUGUUACCAGAAAGCCAAAUUUUAUGAUGCGGGUGAAAGAAAAAUAUAGAUAAAAUUGCUGGGCACUGAAAAGGGGUGGGAGUUGAAAAUCAGAAAGAAAGAGAAAGAUUUCAUUAUGUUAAUGAAGAAAAGAGGAAAUUGAAGCAUAAAUGUAUUUUUGAAGUAGUUAUUGGGUAGCUGAGAACUUAGUAAGGGAUUUAGGAAUCUAACCUCCCGAUAUGGAUUCCUCAAAGACUUGAUCUGAGAAUAUUCUUGUUUCACCAUUAUGUUGGUACAGUAUAGUACCAUAAUUUUAUGUUGUGCCAGUGAAUCCAGUUGCCAGAAACAAGUCUGAAUGUUUUCAUGCAUCUUUUUCUUAAAUGCAAGAGCUUCUACUGACUUUUAACAAGCAUGCUUACCCAAAUUUUGUUGCAUGCUUUUAAGUAGCAUUAGCUAUACACACUUGACAUUUUUAAAUAUUCCUUUCCUAGUGUACCAGCCUUCACAGGAAAAGAGGACUGAGAAUAAAGUCAGAUGUCAUGUGACCCUAGAAAACUGUAGCAAGCUUCAGAAAUAAGUCUUUCGAUCUUUCCCUAUCUUGAUUAGAUCCAAAGUCAAAGCAACCAUACUUCAUCUAAAGAAGACAGUAUUGACAAUCAUGAUACCUGUUAUAAAAACUUGACUCCAAAGUUAAAAUUUAAGCAAGAUACAAACGUGCUGCCUGCAGUUAGUCCUGCAUGGGAAUAAGGACUAGUUAUUUUUUAGUGCUGCAUUUUUUUAAAGUUGGAUUGCUGCUAUUAAAAAAAAAAGAAAGAAAAAAAAAGGACACAGAUUAAAAAAAAAAAAAAAAACCCCAAAGGCUUAACAGAAUAUGGAAAGUUUCCACUACGUUGUGUGUGAGGAAAUCCUCAUCUUGUAUUUUAAGAAUCUGCAGAUUGCAUCCAUAAAUACAAUACAGUAUUUACUGUCAAUGCAAAAGAAUCAGUGAGAUUAAAGUAGUGGAAGCUUUCCCUAUGAGCCUACAGUCUGUAUUGUUUACAUUAAGAAACGCUCUAUUGUUGUGUUCCUAUUUUUCAUGGAGUCACAGGCACAGUAUGACUUCUGCUCCCGAAUACAUAUGACCAUAUGUAAAUACCACCUUGCAUUUAAUUGUUCUUCACAAUUGUUUUGUGCCCCUUUAAUUAAAAACACAUGAAAUGAAUAACAAAACAAGACCCAAAUAGAGUUUAUUUUAUUCUCAGAGUUUGGACUACAAUUUUCUGAGAUGUUUCUGGUUCAAGACUGUAAUUUUCUAUUUCAACCCAAAAGUAAGCAUUUAACCUGGGGAAUAAAUGUAGAUCCUGCCAUUCAUUGGUAUUUUGAAGAACCACUUGAAAUCGGAUCGUUUUAUUUAAAAAUAAAAAAUGAUAAUGCCAGUUGGCCUAUUAUUAAAAGCCGGGACUGUGUUAGCACUAGGAAAAGUAACCAGCAUUACUGCACCUCUUGUUAGACUCUGUGCAUUAAUAAAAUACACAUAGAGUCUGUUGUCAUUUCACUAAUAGGAUAAGACAAAUUUUUUGCUUUGAAAAAAUUUUUCUGCGUGCCCAGGUAUCUGUCUCUGACUGAGGUUUUGUCUGUUUUAUAGUGUUUCAAUCCAGCCAUAAAAAAUAACUUGUGAUUUUUUUUCCCCAAAGUCAUGCUUUUCCUUAAUUAUAUUUUUAUUUUAUUAUUUUAGUGUCUUGGGAAAAAUACCAAGAGAUAUAAUGUUUCUUUUAAUUGUCUAUGCUUAAUCAUCUUUAAACACUUUAAAUUUCUAACCACAAGACCUCUCUAUAAUGGUAAACAUGAGACAUCACCAUCUUAUCACUCAAAGUCAGUGUUACUGAAAGUUUCUAUUUGGUUGAUAAAAGGAAGAAUUUCUUUCCACUUUUGAUGCCUAUGAUGCAAUUUUUUAUUGCCUACAAUGAGAUACACUCAGUACAAAAAAUGAAAAUCUGGUAUUUCAAAAUUGUUUUUCUUGUAUAAUAGGUCAGAUUUAUUAACUACUCAUACUUUUUCUUUAUACUAAUCGAUACAUUUAGAAAAAAUUUUUGAAGUUAGAUAAAAGUUUAAAAGUAAAGCCAGUGCUAGUCUACUAUUUAGGUAAUUGGAAUCACCAAUUAUUUUAUUAGACUGAUGGCUUGAGUAAAAAGCUGUGGAAAGAAUUAAAGGAUUAUAAGCUAAGUUGUAUUUUGCAGAAUAUGGUUCUCUCUUAGUAAAGCAGAGAUAAGCCAUAUCCCCACUGGCCGCCCAGCCAGAAGUCUCCUACCUGGGGGCCCUAAAGGGAUGUAGAGGUCUGGCCCACCCUCCCUGCAUAGGCACCUCUGCCCACCACCAGUGUUUCAGCAAUCCAACCAGUAAGCUUAUGCCAUAUAGGAAAAAUAAAAGUGUGUGUGAAUUGGAUUUCUUUUGUUGUAACACAAUUCCAGGUUUUUGGCUAUUUAAAGUUUGACAUUAGGCUGACAUUGAGGAAGUAAGUGGGUUUUCCUGAGUUCCCAGGAUAUGAUUAAGGAAGAAAACAAACUCAUCUCCGGGAAUAUCCCAGUCCAGAAAGAACUAGACAGAUGUAAAAACCAAAGUGACCAUUUUAGUUUUUUUUUAAAUGAAGAACAAAACAUUAAUGUUAAGGUAUUAAGAAGAUGCUCAGCAUGCUUGAUCGGCAUCUUCACGGUCAUUAUCAAUCAGUCUGACAAAAUAGUUCUCUGGUAGUCAGCAUUCAUUCAAGGCAGCUUGCCUGAUAAUUUCCUGUGUAUGCGAAGCGUCUCGCACUUUUACAUGUUAGCUAUAACUCCUUAAAUUACUUAACUGAAAUCUGUAAUAGAGAACCAUUUUGGCAUCUGAACAGCUAUUUUACAUGGAGGAAAAAGCAAACACAUCUGUCUCUCUGCUUUACCCAGAAAAACUAACUUUCUGGUUUCAUCUUCAUAUUGUUUAGUAGCAUAAUAAGAGUAGUCCUUUAUCUUUCUCUAAUGUUAGUAAAUAUAUUCUGUUAGUAGGAAGUUCUGAAAUUGAAGGGAAAAUAUAUUUAAGGAAAUACACCUUUCAAAAAUCGCCAAAUACUGAAAAUAAGAGAUGAGUGCUUAAAACCUGAGUCAAAAAAGGUCCAGUUUUACAGCCUGCAAUUAAUUCAGGGCUGCAUUGGCAUUAAAAAAAGUUAAAUAAAUAUAUAUGCAUAUUAUAUAUUUAGUAGCUUACACUUAAAAGAGGAAAAGAUUGCAUUAACACUGCAUGUUCUGAUAUGUACCACAUUAACACCUAACAGGCAUUUUAUUUAUACUUCAUAGAACCAGGCAGAUACAACUCUGAAAAAUCAUACUCUAUUCACAAUGGAAAAGGAUAGUCUUCUCUAACACAGAGUAGUAUGUCCAUACUUAAUAAUGAAAACUUUCUUCCUUUCCUGCUCAAAAAUUUCUUCAGUCUGUUAUUAUUUUUAAGUGCCCCUUGCUGCAAAUUUCAAAUGGAGCAAGAAAUCUUCCUCAGAGUAGGUGGUUUAGAAUUAAAUUAGUACAAUAUAUAUGAAUUCAUGUCAUGUACCCCUGAGUAUGGUAGAACUGUUAAAGCAUUCUUGAAGCCUAUCAUUACUAGGAAAAGUAUAUUCUUUAGGAUAAGAAUUAAUUUCUUCACACCAUUAGAGUAUGUUGUGAGUAGUAAGGAACUACUUAGAUGCAAUUUAUUUACAGAAUUGUCCGUUGGCCUCUUGAAAUGGCUAGAUCUUUCACUACUGAGUAGAUAGUUUCUACUUACUGGCAAGAUAGAUUACAUUGCUUUACUGGACAAAGCAGAAUGAACUUACAUACCUAAAAUAUGUCCUAUAUUGGCCAGGGGUGGUGGCUCACACCUGUAAUCCCAGCACUUUGGGAGGCCACGGCAGGUGGAUCGUUUGAGGUCAGGAGUUCAAGACCAGCCUGACCAACAUGGUGAAACCCCGUCUCUACUAAAAAUACUGAAAAAAAAAAAAAAAAGAGUAUCCAGGCAUGGUGGCUUGUGCCUCUAGUCCCAGCUACUCGGGAGGCUGAGGCAGGGAAAUCACUUAAACCCGGGAGGCGGAGGUUGCAGUGAGCCAAGAUCAUGCCUCUUCACUCCAGCCUUGGCGACAGAGCAAGACUGAGUCUCAAAAUAAUAAUAAUAAUAAUAAUAAUGAAUAAAAUAAAAUAUGUCCUUGAGGGAAAAGCAAUGACAGAGUAAUCACCAAAUUAAUAGGAACAUCUUUCUAGAGAAAGUACAUCCCCAGUUAGUUUAAACCCAGGUUUCAAAGAAGCAGCUUUGGGCUCUACUGUAAAGGCAGGCAGCAACCAAGAGGUGGUGAGGAGAGAGAUAGAGUACUCUCAGAUAAUUCCCAUUUUCACUUCCAAUUUCCUUUUCGUAAUCGUUAAGCUUAAGCUAUGUAUGGAAAUGCAAAGCAUCAUUAGCAUUUCUAGAGAGCAGCUGGAAUUUUACCCACCAAUGCUUUUUUUGAAGACAGGUGUCAUCCCAAAUUUAAAAAUCCUAUUGUAUAUGUUGUGAAAUUUCUGGCAAAGAAGUAGAGGAUCCUGUGGCAGCUAUUCCCACCUAAAGCCAACCCUAUAAGGAUGGGUCAUUUUUUAGCCAUGCUAGUAUUUACCGCACACACACAAAAAAUGUCAUUUAGCUUGUUGCAUUGCUAGCACAGCUGCACAUAUGAGCAAAGCACUGUUGGUCCAUGUUUCUCAGUGGGGGUGCUCUUGGCAUUUGGAGCUGGGCAGGUCUUUGUUGUACAGAAUCGUCCCAUGCAUUGCCAGAUGUUUAAUAUCCUAGGCCCCUGCUGAUUAAAUGUCAGUAGUAUUCUCAGUCAUUGUAAACACCAAGAAUAAAAAGCCUUCCCCCAGGUUCAAAUACCCUCUCUGGGAAGUUGGUAUCACCUCCCCUGAAUGCCACUGUCUGCUGCAAUUUGAGGACACACAGAGAAAAAGUGCCUAUCCCCAAACGUUGUCUCUGCUGCCUUGUAUUUCUUUGGGCCCUGAAAGGUUUUUCUCCCUUCAUUUUUCAAGCCUUUGUCUCAGUGCAGCUUUAAUUUGCAAGUUCUUCAGGUAGGAGGUUACUGGGCAGCCUUGGCCAUUCAGUGGGCAUUGGGACUUGGCCUAGUCCCUAUAUAUACUUAAAGGAGAGAUCGCACAUGAAGAAGGCUUUUUUUUUUUUGUCUUACAACUUUUCUUUAGAACCACAUUUUUGGUCAUAAUCCUUCUUACUGUCAUGAGGAUUGUUGUAUGGGUUAAACACAAACACAGACUAACAGUGCACUUGAACAAACCUGGUGGUCUUUGGAAAUAAGUUACCAUUAGAUUUCACCUGGUUAUGCUGCAUCCCAUAAGUUCCAAAUGAAUCGCCUGUUUAUCCCAUUAACAAAGCAUUUAAUUCACACGCAAAUGCUUGAAUUUCCCCUGCAUAAAUGUAGUCAUGUGGUUCAACUUUUCUAAUAAGAUUUGUGAAUGCUGCAUUAUGAUGAAAAUGUGGAUUAACUGUGGAUUGCAUGCCUAUUGUUCAUACUUCAGUGAUGGUCACACACAAAACAAGAUGAGUUUUACUUAGGUGAAACAUUAUUAAACUGUACUAACAAUACAGAAACAUAUUCUCUUUGUCACUUUGUAUCACCAAAACUGAAUGGUAAAUAUGUUAUUUGGAUGAAUUGUGGCUAGCAAAAUGGAAUUAACUUAGCCACUAUAAUUUUUUAAAACAUUAAAAUUUCUAAAUUUUUUUUGAGGCCAAGUAACGCAGAGUCAAUAAAGGUGGUUAUAUUGUAAGCUUUUAGAUGGUGCUUAAGAAUUCUUAUCUUUUUAAAUAGCAGUAUUUUUUUUUUAAGAUAAAUUGAAAGGAGCAAAUAAGGCAGAAUGCCACUCUACCCUCAGGUCAAUUUUAUGGUAUAUGAAAAUGCCAAUAAUAUUUGUGCCACUUGCCAACUCGGGGGAGGGGAGGCUUUUCCCUUACUGGUUACUUUUGUUAUAGUUUGACUAUGUCAUUACAUUGUUUAGAGAGCCUCCACAACCAGAAGCUGCCACUGCAGUGCUAACUCGCCUUCAGAAAGAAUCAGAAUGAUUCAAGGGUCAAACCACUUUCAUCCCUUAAAAUAUAGGGACUAAUAUUUCUUUUUCUUGUUUUUUAAACAUUUCUUCUGUGGCUUAGAAAUGUGCCAGUGUGUUCAAAACAUUUAUACCAAUUUCACCAGAUUUAGUACCUACUAAACAUUCAAACGAGUUUCUUUCUUUCUUUUUUUUUUUUUUUUUCCUGUGUAACAGUGAUUUUUAAAUAAUGGACUAUCUGCAUUCUUUUGUUAUUUCACACUUCAGUUAAAAUGAUAACAAUGGUAAACUGUGAUCAUUAUCAGACUGACUGAAUGCUUUCUGAUUUCCAGUGAGUGAUCUAGUUCUACGUAUUACACAAGUGUAAUAUCUGUGAGUGUAAAUAACUGGAACUGUACACUGAUCAACAUGACAGUUUCUCUUUUGUUGUUGUUGUUAUCUGUACUGUAUUAUAGUAUGUGGGUAUAAAUAUCUACAAGUAUACACACAUAUGUACUUGUAUUCCACUAUUGUAACCUGAAAGAAAGACUAUGUAUUCCCUUUUUUAAUUCCGUACUGGUGUUUGUGUUAUUUAAAAAGCAAAAUUCUGCCCUAUUUAGUUGUAUAAUAUUAGAGGAUACUUUGCUGUGCACAAUUCCAAGUGCCUUAGAACAUUGUUUAGCUUUCCUGAGUAUAUGUAAAGGCAUAUAUGUAUAAAAUUGGGAAAAGUUACCUCAAUAAAAUCAUUGGGAAAUCCCCA
Molecule: messenger RNA, 9388 nt
Organism: Piliocolobus tephrosceles (Ugandan red Colobus)
Lineage: Eukaryota; Metazoa; Chordata; Mammalia; Primates; Cercopithecidae
Gene: PHACTR2
Product: phosphatase and actin regulator 2
Exons: 13
Coding region: 204-2312 (702 amino acids)
Biological process (GO): actin cytoskeleton organization
Molecular function (GO): actin binding
Source: RefSeq, a predicted model, not a curated record